CAAAUGCCGACUGGUUCGCUAAAACCGCAAAGGCAGUCGCUGCUUCUUUAUUAGAGCUUGUGCCCGUCCAACCAUUUCACUGACCAGUGGAAAUGAAGAACAAGGAUGAGAGAGGAAUGCUCUUUAAAGAAUAGGAACUAGGCCGUGAUUUCAGUCCUUCCCACCUAUAGUGAGCAGGCUUGCCUCCUGGCCUCUCCUCCAGAUAGGGCCUGUGUGGGAAGAUGGCGACGGACAAACAGAAACAUGAAGGCAGAGUGAAGAUCGGACAUUACAUUCUUGGCGAUACGCUUGGAGUUGGAACAUUUGGAAAAGUUAAAGUGGGUCAGCAUGAACUGACCAAGCAUCAGGUUGCGGUGAAGAUUCUGAACCGGCAGAAGAUUCGCAGUCUGGAUGUCGUGGGGAAGAUCCGUCGGGAGAUCCAGAACCUCAAACUCUUUCGCCAUCCUCAUAUCAUAAAGCUGUACCAGGUCAUCAGCACACCCACAGAUAUCUUCAUGGUGAUGGAGUAUGUGUCAGGUGGAGAGCUCUUCGACUAUAUCUGCAAAAAUGGAAAGCUGGACGAGAAGGAGAGCAGACGUCUUUUCCAGCAGAUCAUCUCUGCGGUGGAUUACUGCCACAGACACAUGGUGGUGCACAGAGACCUGAAGCCUGAGAACGUGCUGCUGGAUGCACACAUGAACGCCAAGAUCGCCGACUUCGGUUUGUCAAAUAUGAUGUCAGAUGGAGAGUUCCUGCGAACGAGCUGCGGUUCCCCAAACUAUGCUGCGCCAGAGGUCAUAUCUGGAAGGUUAUAUGCAGGUCCAGAGGUGGAUAUCUGGAGCAGUGGGGUGAUUCUGUAUGCUCUACUCUGUGGGACGCUGCCUUUCGAUGAUGACCAUGUGCCAACACUCUUUAAGAAGAUCUGUGAUGGGAUUUUCUUCACCCCUCAGUACCUGAACGCCUCUGUGAUCAGUCUCCUCAAACACAUGCUGCAGGUGGACCCCAUGAAAAGAGCCACCAUCAAAGAGAUCCGAGAGGAUGAGUGGUUUAAGCAGGAUCUGCCAAAGUACCUCUUUCCCGAAGACGCCUCCUAUAGCAGCACCAUGAUUGAUGAGGAGGCACUGAAGGAGGUGUGUGAGAAGUUUGAGUGCACUGAGGAGGAGGUGCUGAAUUGUCUGUACAGUCGUAAUCAUCAGGAUCCGCUGGCUGUUGCAUAUCAUUUAAUCAUAGAUAACCGGCGCAUCAUGAGCGAGGCCAAAGACUUCUAUCUGGCCUCCAGCCCACCAGACUCUUUCCUCGAUGACUUACCUGCCCACCAUACGACCAAACCCCACCCAGAGCGCGUGCCCUUCCUGGUGGCAGAAGCGCAGCCACGCCCCCGCCACACUCUGGAUGAGCUGAACCCGCAGAAGUCCAAACACCUGGGUGUGAGGCGGGCCAAGUGGCACCUGGGCAUCCGAAGCCAAAGCCGCCCCAAUGACAUAAUGAGUGAGGUGUGCAGAGCCAUGAAACAGCUGGACUAUGAGUGGAAAGUAGUGAACCCGUACUACCUGCGGGUGAGAAGGAAGAACCCCAUCACUGGCAUGCAGACUAAGAUGAGUCUCCAGCUGUACCAGGUAGACAGCAGAACCUAUCUACUGGACUUCAGGAGUAUAGACGACGACGUGUUUGAGGCAAAAUCGGGGACAGCAACCCCUCAUCGCUCUGGCUCGGUGGGAAACUAUAGGACUGCACUGAAAAACGACAGAAACGAGACCGAUGAGGGGAAGGGGGACAUGGGUGCCCCAUCCACACCCCCUGUGGUGGGCUCUGUAACCUCUUCCCUGACCUCCUCUGUGGACUCCACAGGGGGUGAGACAUUCCCCCGUCCUGGCAGUCAUACCAUCGAGUUUUUCGAGAUGUGUGCCAAUCUCAUCAAGCUACUGGCACGAUAACUUAAAUCUCAUCUCUCCCUCACUUCUCUCCCUCUGCCCCGCUCUUCCACUCUUUGUUUCUCUCUUUCUCUGUCUGUCUUUCUUUUUUUUUUUUUUGGACUUAUUAUAGCAAUAAGCAUGCAUGCAGAUAUACAGUACUCACUGCCCUCACAGACACAAGCUUAGCGACCCAGUGCUGCCAAUGGCCUAAUUUAAGCAGCACAGACACAGGUAUGAGUCACAGUGAGUGUCUGUACUGUAUUCAAAAGCAUAGCUGUCCUGGUAGAGGCAUAGAAGAGUUCAGAAUUAGGCAAGGUUUGUUUAAAGUAGAGGAGAAGAGGAGGUGCUCAGAAUGAGGUGAGGUUUGUUUAGAGUAGAGGUGUAGUCUGCGUUAAUGAGGACAGGAGGCACUUUUAGCACAGCUUGUCAAUUUCCUGCUGUUCUGACUGUUGCAGCAGGUCAGCGUAGAAGGGCCAUCCGUUUGACUUAAAACGCAGUUAACGGAAGCGGCCAAAAUAAGGUUUGGGACCAUGUCAGAGGGACCCAGUCUGACUGAGGAGGGGCAGUCACACUGCACCUCUGGUUUUGUUGCUGAAAAGGUACAGCGUUCUGUCACUUUCAUCGAUCCUUUCUCAUUGUUUUAUAUGAAAACCCUGAUAGAUUGUUUCAUUUGCUGAUUUUUUCACUUGUGAGUUGAAGUGCAUUUGUAAAGUGUGUGUAUAUAUAAGUGUGUGUGUG
Molecule: messenger RNA, 2630 nt
Organism: Chanos chanos (milkfish)
Lineage: Eukaryota; Metazoa; Chordata; Actinopteri; Gonorynchiformes; Chanidae
Gene: prkaa1
Product: protein kinase, AMP-activated, alpha 1 catalytic subunit
Exons: 10
Coding region: 222-1913 (563 amino acids)
Biological process (GO): protein phosphorylation; intracellular signal transduction
Cellular component (GO): cytoplasm
Molecular function (GO): protein serine/threonine kinase activity; ATP binding
Source: RefSeq, a predicted model, not a curated record